GCGCUGGUGGGAUUGCUCCGAGCAGUGAUGAGACUUCGUUGGCCGACGAUUCAGGAAGGAACCAGAUACCAAACCAACGAUGGGUGACUGCCGGUGAUGCAUGAUUGGUCCACGACCGUGAUUUGGGAAGGCACUUGUGAUUUGACGAAGACACCAUAUUCGCUGGGUUUGAGGGACUCGGCGACGGAUAUGGGAUUCAGGAGUUUCGCUGAUGCGGGGCGACCUCCGAGAUGACGAAUCUCAAGCUUGGCGCCGGAUCUGAGUCAGCUUGGCCUGGGCUUCGUGUUGCCAACGACGAGAGGACUUCAGAGACCGACAACGCCAGAGAGAGGGUCGCCUCGGACAGCGGCGGUGCAAUAAUUUCAGAAGCAACUGACUUCCGCCACUUCUGUUCUUGCCUACUGCCGAGCGAUGGAAAGAUGGAGGAGACGUACGGCGGCGACUCAAGAGCAACGGUGAUGUCGAUGGUAGUGAUUAUGAAUCGCGCUCACUGUCGGGCGAAUGGAAGAACGAAGAUGCUGCCACGAAGAUGCAACGGAUGAUGACUGCGGAAGCUCAAAACCCU
Linum trigynum is the source of this 565-nucleotide messenger RNA. NCBI's taxonomy places the organism in Eukaryota, Viridiplantae, Streptophyta, Magnoliopsida, Malpighiales, Linaceae. The record is from the annotation of a GenBank genome assembly.